This is a messenger RNA of Humulus lupulus (European hop), 1150 nucleotides long. RefSeq names its product cyclin-J18. The transcript is spliced from 9 exons. Bases 101 to 802 code for a protein of 233 amino acids. Lineage: Eukaryota; Viridiplantae; Streptophyta; Magnoliopsida; Rosales; Cannabaceae. The record is from RefSeq and is a predicted model, not a curated record.
GGAAAGACAACAACGAAAAUAUUUAUGAUAAAGUUCUUAUUUGAUCUUUUUUUAGACUGUACUCAAUACAUUACCAAAAAAAAGUAUAAUUCAGAGUGAGAUGUGGAGCGAGAGUGCUUUGGCUCUACGACCAUGGCUUCUCGAAUUUCUAAUCGAAUCUGCUCAGCUACUCGAAGUGAGUCCGAUCGUGAAAUACACAGCGCUAUCAUUCUUCGCCGAUAGGUUCUACCCUCGCUUCUCCAGGCUCAAAGAAGAGGGUGGCAUAGCAAACUGGCUUUUGCAACCGUUGAGAGAAAGCAAUUUGCAGUUAUUUGCACUUGUUUCCAUAUGGAUAUCGAGCAAAAUACACAGUUCCAGACCAUUGUCCAUCAAAUCCUUCAAGUCGUUGGGUGACAAGGUUAUCAAAGAGCAGCAUUUUACGAAUAGGGAUUUCCUGGAAGCAGAGGUUGUUUUGAUGCAGGUCUUGAAUUUUGAAAUUGGUGCAGUAGAUAUUGCUUUUAUAUUCCUUGAAGAGCUUUUGCAUCAGCUAAGGGAAGUGGCAAAAGUUGGAGACCUUGUGAACUUUGAAGCAUGCAUGGACAUUAUGGAUCUCCUUUAUGAAAAAGGGGAGAUAUCUACAGAACAUUGUUCUUCUCGUUCUCUUGCUGCCUCAACCUUGGUUGCUUCAUAUGUCAUCACGGUUCCCAAACAACGGUGGGAGUUUCCUAUUCUUCCUUGGGUUAGAUUUGUAACAGGUUGCAAAGAAGAGGAUAUUUUAGAGAUUCUCAGAGACAUUCUAAAGCAUGUAUUCGAUCCUUCUUGAUAAGACACCAAACCACCAUAGAAAUAAAAAAGAAUACAAAAAUUAUAAUUGGAGCAUAUGACUCUUGUGGCUGGACAAGGAACAUUAAAUAUGAUCAGCUGCUCAGUCCUUGUGUUGUGUGUGCUACACUUUCUGGCCGAAGCAUUAUAUUUUGGAUCUAAACAAUGUGUGAAGGUUAUGUUAUUAUAGGGACCAAUUCGUCAAACCAAACUUGAGAAAGUAAGUACUUUGGUAAAGCUACGUGUAAGUUGUGGGCUCUACCACACGGUUGUCUGAUUUUAUUAAAAGAAAUUCAGUCCUUUUCUGCCAUUUAUUUUCUAGGUGUCGGCUCCAACACAAAGAACAGAU